UUGAAGCCGUAAUGUACGUUAAACUUUUCGUUCUUUUCCUCAUUUAUGUUUCCAUCGGAGGCAGUAAUACGCAAAAUGUUACUUCAGAUCCGGAUCCCAUACUGAGCAUCAUCAAGAGGGAUGGCUACCCAGCCGAGUCUUAUGAAGUUACGACGAAAGAUGGCUAUAUCAUAAGUCUACAUCGUAUCCCUCCUAAAAUGCAAACAUCUAAAGUUGUAUUCCUUAUGCAUGGAAUGUACGUCUCAGCUGUAGAUUUUCUAAUCUUGGGACCGUAUCAAAAUAAGGCAUUAGCGUAUACGUUAGCCGAUGCUGGGUAUGAUGUGUGGCUCGGUAACACACGCGGAAAUAAGUUCUCGAAAAAGCAUUCCACUAUCACACCAAAUGAUGACGAAUACUGGGAAUUUAGUUGGAAUGAGAUCGGUACCUUCGAUUUACCAGCAUAUAUUGAUCACAUUCUUGUAAAAACAGGACAGAAAUCAUUGCAUUAUGUUGGGCAUUCUCAGGGAACCACAGUAUUCUUCGUUAUGCUCUCUGUAUUCCCAGAAUACAACGAAAAGAUUCGAACAUUCCAUGGGAUAGGACCAGUUUUGAAAAUAAAGCAUCCUUCUCCUUUAGCACAGUUUCUCGCUAAUAACGCAGAUGAGAUUGAGGAAGCUUUAACAAUGUUUAACAUAGUCGAAAUGCCUAUCGGUAUGAGUGAAGCAGAAAAUGGAGCCACUAUGUUUUGUAAAGACGGAACACCUUUUGCAUCCCUGUGUGGUAAUUUACUUUUCGCAUUGGUGGGGAAAAAUCGUCCACAAUUCAAUGGGACCCUACUUGGGCCAAUUUUGAAACACACCCCAGCAGGAAUGAGCUACAGACAAUUGAAUCAUUACUUGCAGUUGAUUAAUUCGAAGAAAUUUCAGUUCUACGAUUACAAAAGUGAAGACAACUUAAUGAAAUACAAGUCUGCUACACCACCGGAAUACGAAACAUCAAACAUUAAAGUUAAAAUGCAAAUUUUAUACGGAACACAUGACUUGUUGAGUACACCACAGGAUGUUGAAGAUUUAAUUGAAUAUUUCGGCCAGCAUGUAAUCGAUGUGGUCAAACUUAACGAUUGGAAUCAUGUAGAUUUUGUCUACGGCAAAGAGGCCAAUAAAAUGGUCUAUCAAAAAAUAAUUGAAGUCAUGGGGAAGUAUUAGUGUUAAUGUGCCAUGCACAGGUUUCUUUUUAGGAUUUUUGGUUUGUUGAUGAUUUUAUAAUUGGCAUGGUAG
This is a messenger RNA of Bradysia coprophila, 1256 nucleotides long. RefSeq names its product lipase 3-like. Lineage: Eukaryota; Metazoa; Arthropoda; Insecta; Diptera; Sciaridae. The record is from RefSeq and is a predicted model, not a curated record.